This is a messenger RNA of Mytilus trossulus (common blue mussel), 2814 nucleotides long. RefSeq lists its product as uncharacterized. Bases 1 to 2814 code for a protein of 937 amino acids. The transcript is spliced from 20 exons. Lineage: Eukaryota; Metazoa; Mollusca; Bivalvia; Mytilida; Mytilidae. The record is from RefSeq and is a predicted model, not a curated record.
AUGGAGAAACAGUUUGUAGUAGAUAUGGAUGUCAGUGUAUGUUUUGAAGCUAAUGCACCAUGUGAUUUUACAACAACAGUUAUGAAGAAUGCUAGGUUACCUAAACCUAUAUGUGACCUGAGUAGUAAUUUGUCUUUUGAAGACAUAUCCUUGAAAGAAUUAUCUGAGAACCUCCUGUUGGAUGUGACACAACAGUUACCAUCCUACGCUGCUGACAUAUUACUGGAGAGACUUGGUAUAUCACAAUGGAUGCAGGAUGUACCAUGUAGUAGACAGUCAUCACAGUAUACACCUAAUGUCAAAGGAUGGAAAAUAGUAUGUCCUUCAAAUGUACCUAUUCAAGAUUUGACAGGAAGUUUAAGUUGUACAAUUCCCGAUUACUGUACUGGAAUAGACUGCUGUGUAGAAAUCCCACAGAUUGGUCGUACCUUCCAUGUCUACUUGUUAUUAGAUGCUUGUUUACACAGACUUAAAAUAGGAAUAGAAAACCUGGGAUUAGAUCAAGCCUACUUUAACUUUGAGUUUGAUAAAAUAAAUGAAGUAAAACUUAGCCAGCUUAUAAGUUUAAGGUAUUCAGUAAGUGAUCUUGAAGAAAAGAAGAAGUACAUUGUAAACAUGGAAAUAACUGUUUGUUUAGAACCGUCUGGAGCAUGUAUCUUUACAUGGAACAUUCUUAAAGAUGUUUAUUUACCUAAACUUGGAUGUGAUUGGAAUGAAGAUUUCUCUGAUUUUUCGCCAUCCAAAGUACUGCAUGACAAUGGACAAAAAGUAUUAGAUGAUGUAUCAGAUUUGAUCCUAUCUCAGGUCCUAGAGAAGAUGGGUGUGACUGACUAUCUGUUAGCACCACAGUGUGAUGUGGGGGAUUACACACCAAAUGUGAAUGGAUGGGUUAACAAUUGUCCAGCAGGUAUAAUCAACAUGACUUUACCAAAUCUUCCAACAAAGAUUACAUGUAAAAUUGAUGAGACCUGUACAAUAGUUGAUUGUUGCAUCAGUGUAGAUUUUCUGAAGAGGAACAUACAUUUAGAAGUAGUUGUUGAUAUCUGCUCAAGACAACUUUCAUUUUCAGUUGAAAAACUGACACAAGACAUGUUCAUCUUUGACUAUGCUUUUGAUAUUGGAGGGAAGCUGAGGCUUUUAGAUUUUGUUUCAGUAGAUUAUACCAUAGACAAUACAAAAGAUAUGAAUGAAUUCAGAGUAAACCUCAAUGUUACUAUACAACUAGAUGAUCAGACAAUCCUUUAUCAAUCUGUAAUAAUGAAAGAUACACCUCUUCUGAGAACACAUUGUGAUUGGAACACAGGAUUCAGUGUUAAAGAUUUUUCCUUGCAGUCUUACAUAAACCAGUUCUCUCUACCCAGCAAAGAUCAGCUGACUGAGUUAAUGGCUGAUAAAUUGAUUGAAGAGUUAGGAAUAGGGGGCUUACUUCAAGAUACUCCAUGUCAGAGGUCAAGCUCUGUUUAUAGUCCAUCUUUAAAUGGUUGGAAAAAUGAAUGUCCACUGAGUGUUAAUUUUCAAGACCUGACGAUUCAAGCCUCCUGUUUCAUGCCAUCUCACUGUACAGCUGUAGAUUGCUGUAUUGACGUGGAUUUUUUACAUCGUUCAUUUCACACCUACAUUGAUCUAAACACAUGUGACAACACAUUCAAACUGGGAAUAGAAAAACUCAAGCUGGAUCCCAUAAGUUUGACGGAUUAUCAGUUUGGAACUACUGAGCAAUUCAACCUGAAAGGGAUUAUAAGAAUUAGUUAUAAAAUAGAAGAUUUGAAUAUACAGAGAAAGAUCCGUGUUGACUUGAACAUGAGUAUUUGUUUUGAGUCAAAUGAACCUUGCCUUUAUGAGAUUGUCCUGUUCAAAGAUGCUCUGGUACCUAAAAUACUUUGUGAUUGGGAAGCUGAUUUCUCUAUUCCAGACUUUUCUCUGGAUAAGUAUGUGACUGAUGCUGGGGAACUAAUGAACAGCUUGACUGAACCAUUUAUACAGAAGUUGAUGGAAGAUUUGGGUAUAUCCAGUUACCAGAGUGAUAAAUCCUGUAACAUCACAUCAGACGACUACACACCUAAUUAUCAGGGGUGGAAAUCAGAGUGUGACCAGGCCUUGUCAUUGCCACCUCCACCUAAUACAGCUGUGUGUGUUCUAGAGGAUACGUGUACUGAAUGUGACCAGGCCUUGUCAUUGCCACCACUACCAAAUACGGCUGUGUGUGUACUAGAUGACACAUGUACUGGUGUGAAAUGUUGUAUGGAGGUUGGAUUUCUGAAGAAAUCAUUUUCAGCCUUUGUAGAGAUAGACACUUGUAAUCACUACCUUAAGUUUGGUAUUGAGAAGUUAACAGAACACAUUGAUCUUUUUGACUAUCAGUGGGUAGAGAUAGAUACCUGUAAUGGCUACCUUAAGUUUGGUAUUGAGAAGUUAACUGAAGACAUUGAUCUUUUUGACUAUCAGUGGGGCAUUCAAGAAAAGAAAUACCUAAUGAAUGUGAUAAGAUUAGAAUACAAGAUAGAAGACAUAUCAGUUGAUCAAGAGUAUGAGAUAGAUAUGAACAUGAGUGUUUGUUUUGAGUCACACAAAAGUUGUUUCUUUACCAUGACUGUGUUCCAUAGGUACAGAUUGCCUAAAGUGUUCUGUGAUUGGGGAACAGGAUUUAGUAUUCCAGAGUUUUCCCUAUUGAGGUUAUUGGAAGAACAGAAAGAAACUUUAUCUGAGCAGCUACCUUCAGCAGUUAGACAGAUUUUACUAGAGAAACUUGGACUGAGUGAUUUUCUUCUGGAUUUUCCGUGUAUUGUAACUUCUAAUCAAUUCAUCAACGGUUAG